Penicillium roqueforti is the source of this 1410-nucleotide messenger RNA. RefSeq names its product universal stress protein. Lineage: Eukaryota; Fungi; Ascomycota; Eurotiomycetes; Eurotiales; Aspergillaceae. The transcript is spliced from 3 exons. The record is from RefSeq and is a predicted model, not a curated record. Bases 1 to 1410 code for a protein of 469 amino acids.
AUGUCUGCGCCAACUUCUCCUACAGUCUCAUCUGAGUCUGUAGAGCGACCUGAACUCGGAGAUCAUACGAUCUCAGCUGGGUCUGGUCACACCCGUGGCCUCUCUAGUGAGGAUAAGCCCAAGAACCAACGGAGAUCGAUCCAGUUUAGCAUUGCAGAGGCUCAGUUGCCUAGUCGCCCGUCGAGCUUCAAGGAGAAGCGACUGUCAUACGGGGAUACCCCGUCGAGGGAACUAUUGGAGGAAAAGGAACGCGAACAUAAAGCUGCCCAAUUGAAUCGAGGGCCGUCUCCACCGCCACCGAAAACCUACGAGCGAGGCGUCUCUUUUGACACGUUCGACAAUUUCGAUGCGACCGACUUCUCCCUCACAUUAAACUACAAACACAAAGGCUACCAGUGCACGCGUCGUAGCAGGACCUUUUUGUGCGGAACGGACCAGAACGACUACUCCGAGUUCGCCCUCGAAUGGCUCAUUGACGAGCUGGUGGAUGACGGCGACGAGAUCGUCUGUCUUCGGGCGGUGGAGAAGGACUCGAGCAUAGCCAGCGACGCUGGAAUCGAAGAGCGAAAGUACCGCGAAGAGGCCGAGAAGCUAUUUGAGCAGGUGAUUCGGAAGAACAGCCAGAAUGAGAAGGCCAUCAGUUUGGUCCUGGAACUUGCCGUGGGCAAGGUUGAGAGCAUCCUCCAACGCAUGAUCCGCAUAUACGAGCCUGCAAUGCUUGUCGUCGGUACACGAGGACGCAACUUGAAAGGAGUGCACAGUCUGCUCCCAGGCUCCGUCUCCAAAUACUGUCUCCAGCAAUCCCCCAUCCCGGUGAUAGUCGUUCGGCCUUCAACGAAGCGCGAAAAGAAGAAGAAAAAGCGCCGUGCAGACCCAACACGACGCAGCUACAACCAUAUCCUGGAAAUGAGCGAACAGCGCGGCAGUCAGAUAUUCGGCGCCAGUGCUAGCAACGAUAGCAGCACUUCGAAGCUGCCAGACGAGGAGGCAGCAGUGGCAGAGGCACUCGGACUCCCUGCAUCAUACUCGAAUACGGCCUCGCGCAGUUCUUUGUCGGUCUCAGACCGUAGUAGCGUUAGCCACGAUGACUCCGACUCAACUUAUCCUAUUCGGAACUCUCUGGAUGCAGUGGUUAUGGCGAGUCCGGGUGUUGCAAGUUCAGCAGAUAGCUCCCAGGAGAGCGUCAUUGCUGGCAGUAGUGCCCAGCCAUCUCCUUUGCUAGAGAGCACCGUGGCCUCACCUACUCCAUCCGAUCAACUCGAGUCUCCUGUGCCAGACCCCGCUCCCGAGGCUGAUAAGCCAGAGGAGGAUGAGCCUUCCGAUUCAAGCAAGAACCCCGUGUCAAUCCCGAUGAUUGAAGUGUCAGAGAACAACGAUGAAGACGACAACAAGAAGGGAUCUGAAUCCUGA